AUGUAAACCUAGUAGUUUUAUAUUGGUGUACAACUUUGCAUAGAUUGCAUGUUUAUGUACAAAACCAUCUGACAUCAAAUAUAAAAGUGUGGUGCCUCGGGCUCUCCCGCGGCGCGGCGCCCUCCUUCUACCGACCCCUCCGAUCUCGGACUCUCCACACACCGCAGCCCCUCGGCCCCAGGGCCGGCGUCGGAUGUCAGAGCCCGUGGCUAAGUGAUUAAUAAACACAUUGAAAGAAUAUGGCUGCACAGAUACCAGAAUCCGACCAGAUAAAACAGUUUAAGGAGUUCCUGGGAACCUACAAUAAACUUACAGAGACCUGCUUUUUGGACUGUGUUAAAGACUUCACAACAAGAGAGGUGAAGCCUGAAGAGAAUGAAGCCCUGGCGGCCAAGGCAGGACUCCUGGGCCAGCCCCGGUAGAAGCGCGGAGACACAGACUUGCCCUGGGAUUGCCGCAGCUGCUGCGCUGGCCAUGCAGGUUCACCGGGAAGAACCCUGCAGCAGCCCAGAGGAGUGGAGGGAAGCCAGCUGUCUAACUGCCUGACCAAUGGGAACCCCUGGACAAACAAAUCACCCUUCACCAGAAAGAAGCGGAACAAAAGGCCGUCCGGUGGUGAGAGUCAUAAGAGGCAACAUUGUUGAGGCCUUAAGAUUCAGCUGCGUGGUCACCUUGAUUACAAAAAUAAACCAUUGUUCCUUUC
Peromyscus maniculatus bairdii (prairie deer mouse) is the source of this 703-nucleotide messenger RNA. The record is from RefSeq and is a predicted model, not a curated record. NCBI's taxonomy places the organism in Eukaryota, Metazoa, Chordata, Mammalia, Rodentia, Cricetidae.